Globicephala melas (long-finned pilot whale) is the source of this 7639-nucleotide messenger RNA. It is a transcript of the gene C2H14orf132, whose product is annotated as chromosome 2 C14orf132 homolog. NCBI's taxonomy places the organism in Eukaryota, Metazoa, Chordata, Mammalia, Artiodactyla, Delphinidae. The record is from RefSeq and is a predicted model, not a curated record.
UCCAAGCCCUCCACCCAGGGAGCGCAGAGGGAGCUGAAGGCGCCGCGCGGGCUCGGGACCUGCCGCCUCCACCCGGUUGCCGAGGUCGGCGUCGCCGCCGUGGGGUUUCGGGGAGGCCUGCGCGCUGCGUGGCCUUCUCCCGGCCAGCUGUGCGGGCGGCUGGACCAGCAGCAGCAGCAGGGAGAACUCGAGCGCCGGCGGCAGCAGCGACACCAUGGAUCUGUCUUUUAUGGCCGCACAGCUGCCCAUGAUGGGAGGCGCCUUCAUGGACUCGCCCAACGAGGACUUCAGCACCGAGUACUCCCUCUUUAACUCCUCCACCAACGUGCACGCGGCCUCCAACGGCCAAGGUCAGCCAGAGGAGCCGCCAAGGUCGUCCAACGAUGCCGUCUUGCUCUGGAUCGCCAUCAUAGCGACGCUGGGGAACAUUGUCGUCGUGGGGGUGGUGUAUGCCUUCACCUUCUGAGCCGCGGGAGCUCCGGGACGGCCCCCCCUGCGCCGGGCUCACAGCGGGGCACUGUCGCUGUUGGCCUUUGGCUGCGCCCGCGUUCUAGAACCAGGAGUGCUGACCAGGUGCGCGGUCUCUCCAAGGGGAGUCACCAUGCGUCUGGGAUUUCCCCAAGUGGCCCUGAUUUCAGAUACUCCAGGCUGUGGUCCAGCUGAUCCAGAAAAUAUGGGAGCCUGGGCUUCCAGCCCCCGGAGGCACGCCGGGGCAGAGCCUUCGAGGAGUAGAUUGGGGAAUUCUUGAAACUGCAUUCCACGAACACGAGACCAGAGGGAGCAGCCAGUCAGUUUAAAAUACAGACAUGGUUGGAUGAUCCUUUGCUGGCACUGAAUAAUCACUUCUGUGUCUCGUUUUUCUGCCAGCUUACCUGAGGGCAAGGGCAGCCCUCAGGACUUGAGUGUUGCCACCCCAAUCUGGUUUCCCAGUCAGCCCCUCGGAAUAUUGGUGGUGGUCACUUGAAGGGUCAUAGAACGUUCCUCAUUUGACUUGGAAAUGGCGUCUUUGUUACCAGACACCUGGCCCCUUAUGAAACCCAAGGUUGGGGGAUUCCUGGUGACGUGGAUUUCAGGGGUGGCAGUGAUGGUGGUUUUUAUCUGCUGGAUGGACUUUCUCUUCUUUGUGGAAAGAGGAGAAGGUGACUUUAAAAAUUAGAUCUGCCAGGCAGUUAACUCUUUAGAUCACUCACUGAAGAUGCUCUUUCCUCUCUGAGAAAUCACGGAAUUUUAGGGAUGAGGUGGGUGUACCUCAUCGAUUGGCGGGUGGGAGGGAGAGGGACGUGAUUUGCCUGUGGUCCCAGGGCAUGUAAAGGGCAGGGGUCAGAGCAGGAGGGACAUUUCCUGCCCAUCAGUUCUGGGCUGUCUCUGCCCCAUCUAAGCACUGUCUUGAGCAGAUUCCUGCCUUCUCAGCUGCCCUGGGCAGAAUGUCCAGAGGGUCUGGAAGCUGUGUGCAGGGUGGGCAGGGAGUUAGACACCCACACUGUACCCUUGGUUUGGCUCCCAUGCACUCUUGCAGGUGUAAGUAUGCUCUGCCUGAGUCAGUUCCCUUACAAGCUUAAAUGGCAGCGGCUGGGGGGCUGGCAAACCUGGGAGCCCCUCAUCAGGGCCAGAGCGCUGCUGGCCUUUGGGUGCACCCACGUGCUGGGGGGAUCAGUAUAGGAAAGGGCUCACUUGUCUUCAUGGCGCAGUGCCCCCCUUCCUGAAACAGCUCUCCCUGUGCCCCCGAGUGGGACAAGCUCAGACACGGGCUUGCUUGCCUGCAAGCCAGGAGUGGCUUUCUUCUUCCUCCCUGCUCUGUACAGAAGAAAAUAGAGGCAUAAACUCCUCCUCUGUGGUUGAGAGACUUAGAAGACCGGUACAGAAGCCCUCAUGCAUACUCGGGGGCAAUUGCAAAAAGGCUGAGUUUGUCACUGUGGUCUCAGGAGAAAUGAGUGUUUUUGAUAGGCAAAGGGACACCUUAAUUGUCCAGAGGCAGCCACUCGUCUGUGGGAGGUUGGCACCGAGCUGCCAUGAUAACAGGAUUACCGGCCCACGCUGCAGACAGCGCCGGCCGCCAGCCCUUAUUGGCCGCAUCUGUCACUGCCGCCUGGUGUCCAUCCACAAGUGCUUCAGUUCAAGUGGAGGUCGUGAGCACAGAGAGCUGGCGUGACCUUUGCGGAGCGGGAGAAGGGCUGUGGUACCUUUGGCCUGGACUCCUUCUGGAAUCGCUGAGCGCGCCCUGCUGUCUGGAGGCAGGACCAGCCUGGAGGCGGGGCUGGAUGGCGGCCGUUGUGAGCACAUCAUUCCAGCUGCUUCUCCAGCAAACUCCUGUCCAUCAAGGCCUGGCAUCUGCCCCGUGAGCAAGGUCUUUCUUAGACACGCGGCUUUAUGAGGGAACCCAAGGGGGGGACUCCAGAGCCAGGGUGGGGAGACAAGGUGUCUUCAUGGGGGCCGUCCAGCCCCAAUACCCUGAUUCUUUGUCUUCUGACCCCACAUCCCCAGGGAGCCUGCAGCCCUGUAAGAGGCAGGUGGCAGCUCCCCGUUCUCAGAUGGCCUGUGGGGAUGGCUAUGGGAGAGAAGGUUCUAUGUUUGAUAACAGGGGGAGGAGUGGGGAAGAGAGGAAAUGUUGGCUUUUAGCUCUAAGGAGACCGCCAGCCUCCCAGGGCAGCCCUGGUGGGCCCUGUGUUCGCUGGGCAUUUCUGGGCACAGAGGUCUCCCCUCUGAAGGUUUUGUUUUCCCUGACAUGAAAACUGACAUGCUGGCAGUUAAAUUCAACUUCCAGGUCUUUCUUUUCAGUGUCAGGGCCAUAGAUGGUCAAGAGCUUUAAAGAGCUCCUUGUCUAAACCGUGCAUCGUACGGAUCACAGUGACUUGCCCAGGAUCACCCCAUCUCCAUCUCCUGUGAAUUUUUUUUCCCUUCACUCAGAUAGCAGCAGGGAUCGAUGUGCGUGUUAGAUUUCUAGCCAGAGUGCACUGCCCCUUCCCUCGUGCUGCAGUUGGGGUUCUGUCUUUGAUGUUAAGUAAAGGCCAAGAGAUCUGACAUCAUCGCUUGAGUCUUGUGUCCAAGCCUUGUGCCAGAUUCACAGGCACAGAUAUAACCCCUACGCUUACCUUAGAGCAUCACUGCUCCAACACACAGUUAAAGGACCAGAAGCCCCGAGGAGCGGAAUCACUUGCCCGCGGCCACACGGCAGGAAAGUGAGGCUUAAAGCCGGACUCUUUCUGGAACAACGCCAUGCUGCCUUCAGUGGCUGGGCGACGCCUCCAGGGCACAUUUAAACCAGGCCCUGAGUCUCCAGAGGCCGUUUCCCGAGCUCCCACGUCAUGACGUGGCCUCUGCAGGUUGAAGUCUCUGACCAUCCUUGGAAUGGGGCACGUUCAUCCCCCCUUCUCUGCCCAGGCUCUGGGGGGGGGUCCCUGUUGCCUGCACCCCCCCCUUUAAGUUGAACUCAAGUCUCUCUGCAUGGCCAGAGAAGUUCCCAGAGACCAGCUUUCUCGGGACCCAUGAAGAAGGCCCUGACCCAGACCCGGAGCCCCACAGAGGGACCCACACGAGGAGUGAGGCUCACGCAGCCAGAACUGAUGAGAGUCAUGGGAUGGUCUAUGCUGCAGGCUGGGACCCAGCCCAGACUCAGGUCUUCCGCGGAGCCCCAGGGCUCUCCCGAGCAGCUGGGGAUGGCCGCUCCUCUCUCGGACCCCAGCCUGGGGCUCCCGUUCUGGCUUCUCCCAUGUGAGGCUGGCCCCUGAGCCCACCCUGGCUUGAUGGGUCCGUGCUGCGGAAGGAGGAGUUGCCUCUUCAGUAGCUGUUCCUCAGAGAAGGGGUCCUACCAUUGCUGGAAUAUGCGCCUCUGCGUGCUUCUGCAUUUCCCCUCUGCCAGCUGUGGGUGUCGCACACCUGUGUGUGUUUGCGCUUCACCGCACAGACCAGCACUUGCUUUAUGAGGUCAUGAGUUGCAGUCCUUGGAGCUUUGGAGGAGAGGCCAGGCCAGGGGACACUUUAGCCGGGCAUGUCCUAAGGGGAUUCCGCCUCCUAUAGGCCUUGGGAGAGUCAACCGCCGGCCCCUGCUCUGUCUUUCCUGCCCUUUCCAUGGGAUUAAGAGGCAAAUGAGACUCCCUUGACCCCGUCUGCCCCCCGGAGAAAGAUGCUCAUACUUCCUUUCAGGGGUCCCCCGGAAUCUGAGGGAGAAAAGCAGGGAGGACAGGCUAGUACCACUGGCCUCGAGAGACAACAGGCCAUUUUCCAGCUUGUUCUGAACGGGACUCGCUGCCCGCCAACCCACUAGCAUCUGUCGGAAUCCCUCCCUGGAGACUGGAGACACUUGGCUGCCAUCGACACUGCUGCCCGAGUCCUUCCAGACAAACGGUCCUCUCCUUCUGCAGGAACUUGACCUUCCCUCAUUAUUAGUCGUGAUAUUGUUAACAAUGAUUAUUGCUGUCAUUACACACCUUCCUUGUGCUGUGUGCUGAUGUAUCUCAUUUGCUUCUCAAAUCACCCCUCGGGGACAGGAGUGAGGGUACAGAGAGGUGCACGGUAAUUACUGUCCCAUUUUUCUGUUGAGAAAGCUGAGGCCAGGCUGUGUACCUGAGACUCCAUCGCUGAGGAGCUGUGACUCAGACCCAGAUCUGCUGGCUCUGCAGGCUGGGCGGUCGCCUUGCGUCUCGGUCUCCCUGCAUCUGCACCCUCCACGAUGAGCCCUCUGGGAUGGACCAGCCCAGGAUGAGCCUCUGAGGCUCGGCUGUUCUGGUCCUGGAGAAGGGAUUUUGAGUGUACGUCCUAGAAAGGGGCGGGCAGCACUGCCCGGGUAUUUAUCAGUUGCAGAACCUCACAGCAGCAAGAGGCUUUAGAGAGCAUCUAAUCAGGACCGUAACUUUCGGGAGGUCAGCUGCGGCCACAUCAUAGAUUAGUGGAGAGCUGACAGAUCCCCGGACGGAUGCCUGGCCCAGGGCGCUGUGCCUUCACUGGGGAACACAGCAGGGCCCCGGAUUGCCAGUCCCAGCCUUGGGACAGGCAUCAUGUUCUCUGCCGGUUGUCAUCUGGCCCCCUUCAGAGCAAGUCCUGGGUGGGUUGGGCUGCCCUGAUGGAGACGCCCAAGGAGCUGUGCUUCUGGCCCAAGGGAGCAGCUGGAACCUGAAUGUCCCGUGUUUGCCGGGCCCACCUCUCCUGCCUCACCUGCUCCACAGGGCCCUGACCUCAGUCAUGUGGUAAGAAGGUCAUGAUAGGGAUGGAGGGGAGGCCGGGUGGCUGGGCACUGAGAGCCCACAGGGGUGGAGUCUGUAAUCUCCAAGCAGAAAAAUAAGCCACUCCAAGAAACCCAGGUCAUCAGAAUCCAGUGGUGGCCAGGUGUCCCCAGCGAGUCACUUCUGAGAUCAGACGUUGAGCAUUUUCUUUCCUUCUUUUUUUUUGGGAUGGGAGGCUGGGGGUAGACAGGGGACAAAACAGUGCAAACCAUGGUGAUUAAAGGUAGGAAAGUUCCCUCCAGAGUGAGAAAACAGCAACUAUCAGGAGUGCCAUGGAAUUGUCAAAAGUACCUGAAAAGGACUAUGUAAAUUUUGGAAAAGUCUGCAUGGCUUGUUCUGAGUCUUGGUAAAAAGUCAUACUUUUUUUUUUUUUGUCAAGAUAGAGAAUAAAAGCAGAGCAAGCCCUUGGAGGGGUUGGUUGGGCUGCACAGUUCCGGGAUGUGGGGGGCACCUGCCUUUUGACCAUCGUGCACUUGCACCUGCCCAGACCUGUCCAACCAGCUGUUUGAUGAGGUCCAUCGUCUGCUCCCGGGUCCUUGUGCAAGCUGACUUCCUGCAUUCCCAGGAGGAGGUUUGAGACCCGUGCUGCCUUGGGAAUAAAUCCUGACAGAUGUACGAGUCACCUUUGCAGGAAUUUGGGUGCCACAGCUACUGGGGGAACCAGAGCCUUCCCUCCCCACCGAGCCCUCUCCACAUGGUUGAGCAGCACCAGUGGCCCCAGCAUCAGUCUCAGCAGCUGUCUCUCCCCCAGUGUCUAAUGAACCAGAGAAUCACUGCAUUUAGAGUUCAAAGCAUUGUCCCAGCAAUCCAGACGGUUGUGACCUAGGCUCUGUAAGCUGGCAGGAAGGGAGCUUCCAAACUUUUACACUUUCCUCCAGGAAACUGAGUCUCCGAGAGUUUCGGGAGAGUUGCCAGGUCCUGUUUGGGUGAGCAGGAGAGCGGGGUCUUGAGCCCAGGGCAUCUACCAAUGAAGUUUCUGAACCACUAGGACUGUUGUUCUCAACUGGGGGUGACUUUGUCCCCCAGGGCACCUUUGGCAAUGUCUGAAGACAGUUUUGGUUUUCAUGAACUGGAGGGAUGUGUUCUGCUGGCAUCUAGUAGAUAGAAGCCAGGGAUGCUGCUGAAGAGCCCCCAGGACAAAGAAUCAUCCAUCCCCCAAAUGCCAUCCAUCCCCCAAAUGCCGUCCAUCCCCCAAAUGCCGUCCAUCCCCCAAAUGCCGAGGUUGGGAAACCCAGGUUUAGGCUGUGCCGUCUCUGACUCCAAAACUAUGGGUAUCUUCCAAAUCUUCACCUUUCCCCGUUUGUGAGUCAUUUAAUAAAAGUCUCCUGAGCUACAGAAGUGAACACGGUUGCUGCCUCAAGUUCAAAUAAUUCCAGCCAAGGGCAGUGACCUGGAAUCUAGCAAGUUGUUUGGAAAUCCAAGUCCUCUCCCUUUCCAUCGUCUUGGGCUUUCAUGGGGAGUCGCCCUGGAUGGAGAACCGUACGAAGUGGAUGUGACAGUGGGGAUGAACUUGUCCCACGUCCUCCCACCCAGUAACUGUGGAUCUCUGGGACCUUGAGGGACCUGGCUCCUCAACAAUAUAUCUGAGAGGUGCUUCUUGGGGAAAAUCUUAGAUAGGGUGGAGGUAGGGGAGCUGGUUCACAGCCUUUGGGCAAAUCUACAUCUCCUGUUCUGACCUUUUCCCGCCCUAUUUCUCCCAGUUGAAAGCAUACUAGCACUCUUUCUACUAUUUAAACUUUCUACUAUUUAAAGUUUUAAACCUUAUUCUUGUAACUAGCUGCAGUCCAGAUGCCAAUUCUUCAUGCCCAGAGAAUCAGAAAUGUUUCUGUGUCUUACUAACGUUUGCAUAUUCAACUUGUAAGUGCAAGCAGUUUUCUUAAUAAAAAGGUAUUUUAACUAUUCAUGUAGUCCUUUGCUACUGAAGACCCCAGUUUUCGCGAUGAGGUCACUAACUUUUACUACAGUGAAAAGGCUAUGUCUUUUUUUUUUUUUACAUCUUUAUUGGAGUAUAAUUGCUUUACAACGGUGUGUUAGAUUCUGCUUUAUAACAAAGUGAAUCAGUUAUACAUAUACAUAUGUCCCCAUAUCUCUUCCCGCUUGCGUCUCCCUCCCUCCCACCCUCCCUAUCCCACCCCUCCAGGCGGUCACAAAGCACUGAACUGAUCUCCCUGCGCUAUGCGGCUGCUUCCCACUAGCUAUCUACCUUACGUUUGGUAGUGUAUAUAUGUCCAUGCCACUCUCUCGCUUUGUCACAGCUUCCCCUUCCCCCUCCCCAUAUCCUCAAGUCCAUUCUCUAGUAGGUCUGUGUCUUUAUUCCCGUCUUACCCCUAGGUUCUUCAUGACAUUUUUUUUCCUUAGAUUCCAUAUAUAUGUGUUAGCAUACGGUAUUUGUUUUUCUCUUUCUGACUUACUUCACUCUGUAU